AAAAUUUCUUUUAUCAAUUUUUUUAUAUAAAUAUUUUAAAAGAACUUCUAAACGAGUCAUAUUGGAUUGGGAUUACUUGCAAUUUCAAAGUUUAAUGAAAAUUACAGAAAGCAUUUCCUCUCUCUCUAGAAUUGCAUCUCUCUACUUCUCUCUCUAACUCUACUGUUGAGGUUAGUUUCUUCAUUUCUAUAUGGUAUCUUCGCCGUACAUGGCCGAUCGAUGUCUUCGAUCCUGACUUCUACGCUGCUUCUGCAAUCUCACUCUGCAAAACUGGUUACGAACACACGGAGUCUUGCAAGCAGGGUUAUACAUUUGAUACUACGACUUCUAAGAACCCCUCUACCUGCCUAAACUAGCAAAGCCAUGAGUGUGAAGGAAACUUGUUUGAUUUGUUUUGAAGACAAUGAUGUUGCUCGAAUGCUUUCGAUCGGUACUUGUCAACACAAAUAUUGCUUGCCUUGCUUGAAACAUCACGUCGAAAUAAAUUUGCAAAACGGGAUCGUGGCACAAUGCCCUCAUAAAGACUGUAAGUGUGAGGUGAAUGUCGAUAGUUGUAAGACAUUCUUGUCGUCUGAACUUGCCAAUGUUUUGAUCGAACGAAUCAAGGAGUCUUCAAUUCCUGUUACGGAGAAAGUUUACUGCCCAUUUCCGAGGUGUUCUGCACUAAUGUCGAAACAGGAGGUCUUGGAAAAUACCAAGACUUCUUUUGUUAGUGAGGGAGGCAGGAAGUGCGUGAAAUGUAAACACUAUUUCUGUAUCAACUGCAAGGUUCCUUGGCACUAUGAUAUGAGCUGCUACGAUUUCCAGAGAUCAGAAAUGUAUUCCUGCGUGGAAGACCAAUUGUUGAAAUCAUUUGCGUCGAAGAAACUUUGGCGCCAGUGUUCAAAGUGCAAUCAUAUGGUUGAACUUGAGAGUGGUUGCUACCACAUCACUUGCAGAUGCGGACAUCAGUUUUGCUAUACUUGUGGAGCCGAAUGGAAGAACAAGCAUGCAACCUGUUCCUGCCCUAUCUGGGACGAGCAUUUUAUUAUCAGGCCGUGACAAGGAGUGUGACAUGACAUUAUAUGUGAACAAACACAUGUAAUUUCUAAACCUAUCACCGUUUACGUUUUCGUCAAUCUCUUUUGGUUUCUUUCUUAGGGUAAAAUGUAGUUGUAACUUUUGUAACUUGUGCUAAGAGAAGCACCUCCUAUGUGCUUCUCUUAUCUAUCUGCUUGCGCGGUUUUAUCAUCACCAAGAUCACCCAAUUCUCGAAUUUACAGUCUGUUGUCUAAAUACAUGAAGAUCCAAGUUAAAGCGGUUGUCACUUUUUAGCA
Molecule: messenger RNA, 1316 nt
Organism: Malus domestica (apple)
Lineage: Eukaryota; Viridiplantae; Streptophyta; Magnoliopsida; Rosales; Rosaceae
Source: RefSeq, a predicted model, not a curated record